Molecule: messenger RNA, 1718 nt
Organism: Drosophila ficusphila
Lineage: Eukaryota; Metazoa; Arthropoda; Insecta; Diptera; Drosophilidae
Product: soluble calcium-activated nucleotidase 1
Exons: 2
Coding region: 206-1468 (420 amino acids)
Biological process (GO): proteoglycan biosynthetic process
Molecular function (GO): GDP phosphatase activity; calcium ion binding; UDP phosphatase activity
Source: RefSeq, a predicted model, not a curated record
UUUGUUGCUCAACAAGUGAAACAUUUCAAUUAAAAUGGUUUUACCUGAUAUUCGAUAACUUCUCUUCCCUUCAACGAACAGCUGUUGCUCCAGCUGCUCGUCCGCGGCCGCUCUGGUCACACCGCCAGCAUCCAAACAAUCCGCAGAGCAAACCCAGAAAAUCGGACACAUCACCGAGCCCGAGAUCUUGCUGACGUGCGACCAGAUGCAGAUGCAGAGUCCCGCCUUCGCGUACCGGGAACUCGCAGAACACUCGCCGCGCGCCAUGUACAUGCGCGACUGGCGGUCGGCCCUGCGGACGCCCACCUACCGAAUUGGGAAUCGGACGGUGCGCUUCAAUUACCACUUUGCUCUGCUCAUCGCCUGCGCCCUCGGACUGGUGCUGCUUUUCUACUUUGCGCGCCAGGGCUCGCACUCCUCCUCCGACGGCUACUGGUUGCGCCGGAGCUUUGCAGACGCCCGAAGUCUGGACAACGGGGCGGUGACACAUGUCUACAAUGCCACAUAUCCACUGACACCACCAAUGGUGCUGCGUGGCGGGGUUAUCAACUACCGUAUAGCCAUGAUCGCCGACCUGGACACGAACUCCAAGGUGACCAAGGCCGACGGCAGCACCACGUGGCGAAGUUAUCUAAAGAAGGGGUACCUCACCUACACCGUGGCCAGGGCGGAGAUCCAGAUAAGUUGGGAUGAUGGAGCGCCUACGGUUCUGGAAUCAGCAUUUUCCCUUAAAGGACGCGGCAUGGAACUCUCUGAGUUGGUCACCUUCAAUGGACGCCUCCUGAGUUUCGACGAUCGAACGGGGUUGAUAUACGAAAUAGUAAACGACAAGCCCAUUCCCUGGGUGAUCCUCCUGGACGGCGAUGGGCACAGCGCCAAGGGCUACAAGUCCGAGUGGGCCACAGUUAAGCAGCAAACGCUGUAUGUAGGCUCCAUGGGCAAGGAGUGGACGACGAGUGCGGGCGACUUUGAGAACAAUAAUCCCAUGUACGUAAAGGCCAUUUCGCCUUCUGGCGAAGUACGGUCGCUCAGUUGGGUGGACAACUAUAAGCAGUUACGCCUGCAGUCGCAGCAGAUUUCGUGGCCGGGCUACAUGAUCCACGAGAGUGGAACGUGGUCAGAGGACAAGCAACGGUGGUUCUUCCUGCCUAGACGCUGCUCUAAAGAAAAAUACAACGAAACUAAAGACGAGCACAUGGGCUGCAAUGUCCUGGUCUCCGCUGACGAAAACUUCACCAACAUCGAGACAGUGCGCCUCGAUCCUGAAAAUACAACGCCCACACAUGGCUUCUCCAGCUUUAAGUUCCUGCCUGGCACCGAUGACUCCAUUAUCGUGGCCCUGAAGUCGGAAGAACUGAAUGGCAAGACGGCCACUUUUAUCACAGCCUUCGAUAUUACGGGCAAAACUCUGCUGCCCGAGGUGCGGAUCGAGACAGAUUACAAGUACGAGGGAUUCGAGUUUAUUUAGCUGGCAACUCCGCGCCAUCACACUCCACUUCGAUCCAGGUGCUCCAGUUUUAAGCGUGUACAUAAUGUAUUAAUGUCCCAUACAAUAAGCUUUAUAUUUAUAGUCAGCUAGGUUAGUCCAGAGAUGCUCAUCUGCCUCAUGACCCGUGACUCCCUGUCCUGUCUUGUACCAUAGCACAAAUCAAACUUUAGUUUAUUAAUUUUAUUGAAAUUGAAAUAUAAAACGUACAAAGCCCGCGGCAAACUCAAAA